Trichomonas vaginalis G3 is the source of this 1527-nucleotide messenger RNA. RefSeq names its product intracellular protein transport. Bases 1 to 1527 code for a protein of 508 amino acids. The record is from RefSeq and is a predicted model, not a curated record. NCBI's taxonomy places the organism in Eukaryota, Parabasalia, Trichomonadida, Trichomonadidae. The transcript has a single exon.
AUGAAUCAGAUACAAUCUAUGUUCGAACAGAUCGACGAAAAUGUAAAUGCUUCAUAUGAAACGCUUUCUAAGAUACUUCAAACUUUUAUUAGUUCGGAUUCAAAUCUUAUAGCAGAAAAAAUACUAACUCUGAUGGAGCAAACGUCUACUCCUGUCAAUACAACGCUAUUAGAUAUGUAUCUCGUUUCAAUUCUCUCAAUUCAAGAUAUUUCAAUACAAAUCCGAACUUUAACGGCAAUUUCAUUGAUAAAUCCUAGUACAACAAAUUCACUACCAUUUCUUCCGGGCUAUCUUAAAGUUUGCUUUAAGGCAGAUGAAUUAAUUUCACCAGCUUUGCGUUGUGUUUUAAAUGUAAUGACAGAACAGCUAUUCCUACGUCUUAAGAUUGAUCUAGAGCGAAUUGCGCUGACGGGAUCAGACACAGCCCGUAAACUUUGCCUUCAUAUUUUUUAUCGUUUAUAUCAAGAGGAUUCAAGUUAUAUUUCCUAUCUUCUCGUUUAUAUAAAAAGAGCAUUAUUCGAUCUGCCAUGCAAACCGAACGCUUUUACGAUUAUUUCAGAAGUUGUUGAUCAAAAUCGCUCAUAUAUACGUCCUCUUGUUCCAUUUCUCAUAAACGAAGUCAAGUACUGUGGGUAUGUCCAUUUUACGAAGCUUACUCGCGUUUUUGUCGCUUUCGCCCAAGAUUCCGAAUAUAAAUCGAAAUUAGAAACAGCAUUAUUAGAUUUACUCGAAAGUACAAGACAAAUAAAUUAUGUCAUUGAGAUUUCCAAGAUCGCCGCUGCCAUGGAAAGCGACCAACUCAUACAAAUCCUUGUUUCAAGAAUUGAUCGAGCGAUUCAGAUCAAUAAGAACCCCAAUCUGUCAUUGGAAAUGGCAAAAACGCUUCAUUUAUUUGGCGACAAGUAUCAUAUCAGUCGCACAUCCCUUUUAGUUCUUCUUCAAUCCCCAGAUUAUAAUAUAAUUUCGCAAGCAAUGCCAUUACAGACUUCCAACUCCGAUACUAAUGAUAGUAUUAAGAUAGUGAACGACAUGAUUGUUGAAAUAGCCAAAACAGGGUCUCCUCACCUUGCAGAAGUCGCAUUACAAUUAGUUCCUCAUCAUGGAGAUUGGUUUGUCACAAUUUUGUUCGAACUUUACAAUAUGAAACUGAAAACACUGUCAGAUGUAAUUUGUAAAGCUGUUUUGGGCAUAAAAGAUCCGAAAACUCAAAGUGAAGUGAUUUCUGAAGCUAGAAAACAGUUUGAAGUUAUUCCGGAUGACCAAUUUGGUAUAGCCAUUGCAGAACUUAUCAGUAGAACAAGCAGUAACCCUGAAGACUUCUUUAUUUUGUUGCCAUCAAAUAUUAAUUACAAAUCUCCUGAAUUUCAAGCUUCAAUGGUUUCUUUUGUCUUCGAAUUUUGGCAAAGGGCUGGAUUCGAAAUAGAUACAAGCAUGAUGAACAGACUUAUGCUUCUUAGUUUUUCAAGUGAGAGGGAAGUGAGGCAGAGAGCCUUGGAACUCAUCACUAUGAUAAAAUCAAAGAGUUGA